Molecule: messenger RNA, 1449 nt
Organism: Huiozyma naganishii CBS 8797
Lineage: Eukaryota; Fungi; Ascomycota; Saccharomycetes; Saccharomycetales; Saccharomycetaceae
Gene: ROG3
Product: Rog3p
Exons: 1
Coding region: 1-1449 (482 amino acids)
Biological process (GO): ubiquitin-dependent endocytosis
Cellular component (GO): plasma membrane; cytoplasm; cytosol
Molecular function (GO): protein-macromolecule adaptor activity; ubiquitin protein ligase binding
Source: RefSeq, a predicted model, not a curated record
AUGAUUCUUUAUCAGGAGGGGAAAAAUCAAUCUGUGAAGUUUUCCAUACAGCUUGAAAAUGCUCUGAGUGAUGAUGUAAUACUACUAAAGGGUGAACCCUUUGACGCACCAUCAGUAUUGCUGAGUGGGAAACUUAUCUUAGAAUUGACUGAGCCUCUACCUGUUAAUUCAAUGCAAGUACGUCUCUUGGGGAAAAUUCGUUUGAACGUUCCCUUCAAACGAGAGAAUAGUAAAGAUGUUAAUUUCUUGCGGUACGAACGUUACUUCCUUCAGAAAACUUGGAAUAAGCUGAAACUGGAGAGUGUCCUUUCGCUCGGUGGGAAAUCGAAUCAAAAUGAAAAGAAAAAUAAAUUGAAGAGUAUUUUGACUUUUUGGAAACUGAGUUCAAAGAAACGUAAGCCAAAUGUUCAUAUACUCGGUAAGGGACGUCACGAAUUUCAUUUUAGCAGAGUUCUACCUGGUGACUUUGCCGAGAGUUUAUAUGGUCACCCUAAUGUGUUCAUAGCGUACCAAUUGGUUGCAUCAAUUUCACAAAAUAAGGGCAAACCGGAUAUUGUAUGCCGCCAACCGGUCAGAUUUAUUAGAACUUUGAAUAUACAAUCCCUAGACUUGAUGCGGCCAGAGGUAACGGAAGAAAUUUUUUUCGAUAUGGUUGGAAUUUGUGCUAGUAUUCCUACCAAAGCGGUUGCCUUAGGUACCACUACACAAAUAAAUUGCAACAUAAGACCGUUGGCCGAAGGAAUAUCCCUCCAUCGUGUUGUGACCACAUUGGUUGAAACAGCAUUCUAUAAACACCGUGUGGAUAACGUUCAGAAGAUUCGCAAGAUUACAAAAUUACGGAUCAAAGAUCCUUCUCGCAAUGCUAUAAAGACGUUUACAGAAGAAAAACAGGAAGCUUGGAAGUUGAAUUUUGAUUUUGAGAUACCAAAAAAUUUGACAAAAGUUACGCAAGACUGCCGUAUACUUGAAACAAUAAAAGUCUUUCAUCAUUUAGAGAUAAAGAUGCUUUUUGUGAAGCCCAACGGAAAAUUGAAAAAAUCGACAAUAAACAUACCAAUCACACUGUAUAUCUCGGAUUGUAUUGCCUUAGCGACACAGCAUCGCGAAUAUUUCCGAGAACCACCACUGAAAUAUCGUUUACCACCUUUGGAUAAAGAGAAGAGUGACCACUCUUGCGAUCAAUUCAUAUUCGAUAACGGGAGACUGUGGUAUUUGCUGUCUUCAAAACCGCAAAACUUAAUUAAUAAUGAUUUGGUAUCGCAGUUGUUGAUACCACCAAAUUAUUACCGGCAUCACUUCGAUAAAAAGAUUGAAUGGUCCCGACCAUGUACCGGAGAAAAUUAUUUGGAACGCGCUGAAGAUACCAUCGUUAAAGUUGUUGGAACACUUCAACACCUAAAUGAAAGGCAAACAUUUCCCCCGUCAUACGAACACAUUAACCUGGGAUAA